UGUGCAUACAUUACCUACUUUAUUAUAGUUUUAUCGUAUAUUUCAUACAUUUAUAUAAAGAUGACUUCAACGUAAUCAAGACUUGUUUAUUUUUCUGAUUGUGCAAUUGAUGAGCCAUUUUUUACGUUAUUAACGUUUAGAACAUAUAAAUAUCAUCUCUAAAAUGUCGCAAGGCAGAGGACACUACAGGGGGAAAAGGAACAAUAGCGGUUCUUACCAAAGAAACAAGAAAAUCAAUGUGGGUGACAAAGGUAGAGAAGUGCUUGAAAAUUUGGAUGAAAACAACCCAGUGAUAAAGCAAUUUCAAGCAUAUGCCGUCGAGUUAGACACUAAGCACGAUCGUUUUGAAAGAAUCAUUAAGAUAAGCCGAGAUAUUACUAUUGAAAGCAAGAGAAUUAUUUUUUUGCUCCACACCCUUGACAAGGAAAGCAAAAGGACCGCUGUACUGGGAGAAGCGGAGACAAGGUUGAAUAAUCUUGUAAAAGGUUUGUUCAAAAAAGUUGCUCAAGAAUUAGAAGACCAAGAUCCUUAUCUUUACUUGAGAGCAUUCAGAGCUGGAUUCCAAGAAUUUGUUGAAGCUAUGACGUUCUACUGGUUUUUGCAAAACAAAACCUUGUACCACUGGACCAAUCUAGAAAAAUCAAUGAUUUACACAUUAGAGGAUCCAGAUAAAAUGGAGACAGAUGAAAGUAACGAUAAUCCAAAAAUGGUACAGACUCUGGUUGCACCUGUAGAGUAUGUAUUGGGAAUAGCUGAUCUUACUGGAGAGUUAAUGAGAAAGUGUAUUAGUAACUUGGCCAUUGGUGAUAUCUCAAGCUGUUACCAAACAUGUAAUUUUGUCAGAAGUAUAUACAAAGGCUUCUUGGGUAGUGCUGGUAUGUCUGGAAGGGAAGUAGGUAGGAAACUUUAUACUCUAAAGCAAAGCUUGAUGAAGAUGGAAAACGUGUGCUACAUGAUCCAAGUUAGAGGCUCUGAAAUUCCAAAGCACAUGCUAGCUGAUGUGGCUUUUGCCACCUCAGAUGGUAUGAAUGUAGAAGAAGAUGAAGGAUACCAGAUGUAUUAAGAACAAAACUUUAAUUUUUUUUUAUAUUUAUAUUGCUUAGAAAAAUAAAUACACUCAGAGAAUUUUUGU
This is a messenger RNA of Copidosoma floridanum, 1132 nucleotides long. RefSeq names its product Translin associated factor X (gene Trax). The record is from RefSeq and is a predicted model, not a curated record. Lineage: Eukaryota; Metazoa; Arthropoda; Insecta; Hymenoptera; Encyrtidae. Gene Ontology annotation, molecular function: sequence-specific DNA binding.